Messenger RNA from Paramecium tetraurelia, 2121 nucleotides. RefSeq lists its product as uncharacterized. The record is from RefSeq and is a predicted model, not a curated record. The transcript is spliced from 3 exons. NCBI's taxonomy places the organism in Eukaryota, Ciliophora, Oligohymenophorea, Peniculida, Parameciidae.
AUGUAAUAUUUAUAGAAGAAGACUUAAUCUCAAGGAGAUUAAGUAAACCAAAGAUAAAAUAUUAUAGAUGACUCCUUUCUUGAUGAAAGUAUUCAUUUAGAUAGCGAAUCAUCUAGAGAAAACUUAAAAACAUUAAUAAAUUGUAAAGCUGAACAUACUCUAUCAACUAAAGAAUCAUGUAAUUCAAACUCAUUCACUUUAAGCAGCAAUAAAGUAAUUGAAUUUUUGAUUUAGUUUAAAUUUUUAGCUUAUGAAAUUCUUGAAUGGGAAACAUUAGAUAAUACUCUACCAUCUGAAGUUUAUAAUUUCCUUUCAAUAUUGAAAUGUUAAUGUUAUGCUGGUACAAUAACUUAUACAAUUGAAUAAAUUGAAGUUUUGAUCAAUCAGAGCUAAAUAUAUGUGUAUUUGAUUAAAAAUAAAAAUAGUAAAAAUUUACUGGAAUUUUUAAGUUAAAUCUUAGAUAAAGGAUGGAUUUUUAAAACAAUAAGAAUUUUUAACGGGUCUAUACUUAAUUUCUAUGCAUUAGCAGUAAAAACCCUAACUUUCGAAAAUUUAUUUUGGAUUAUUAAAUCAUUAAAAAAGGAUUUAAUCACUCCAACUGAAAGUUCGGUUUAAAGUAGAAUCAAAGAAUGCUAUGGAUUAAAAUACAAAAGAAAAGAAUGGAAUCUUAUUAUUAAUUAAAUUAAAUCAGAAAAAUCCUCAUAAGGGAAGCAAGUUGAAUUACCAAUGAUAUAAGUGAUUUAAAUUAAAGAUCCUUUUAUUUAAGAAGAAACAUAAGGAAUCUAUAUUUAAAAUUAAAAUUGGAAUCCCGAAGAUGAGUUUUAAGAAGAUUUAUAUUAAAAAUAAGAAUGGAAUAUUUUUAUUGAAUACUUGUAAAGCAUAAUUGACGAUUAGAAUGAUUAUUAAUUCUUUAAAGAUGGUGGAUAUGGAUGCGCUUAAUUCAUAAAGCUCUUUGGCCCAAAGAAUUUAAGAGAGUUAUCCUUAGCCAGAUUAAAAUUAUACACACAUAUGGCUAUUAAUAAACACUAUAUUAGGAACACGAAAAAGGUUUAAUAUAACAGAGAGAAAUCAGAAUAUGCAACUGACGAUUCUUAAGAUAGGGAUAACAAUAUCAAAAUGAAAAUCGAGGAACUUAAGGAACAACUUAUUCAACUAUUGUUAGAAAGUCAAGAUGGGUAUAGUGUAUCUUUUACUUAAAUACCUAAAUUAUUAAAGAAACGAGUAAAUUUCAAAAUAAAUUUAAUUGACCUUGGAUUCCCAAAAUUAAGAAACUUUAUAGAAUCAAUAAAGGAAGAGAUAUCAAUAGAAAAAAAUGGCAGAAAUAAUGUUAUUGUUAAGCUGGAUCGAAUAAAAUACUGGAAUUAGUAUUAAAGUACAUAAUAAAAAUUGAUCUUAGACAAAAUAGGAGGUGAUUUGAGUAAUUAGGCAAUUAGUUCUAAUAUUCUAGAAUUGCUAAAGAACAUAUUAAGUUAACAUAAAUAUGGGAUAAGUAUUAAUGAAUUAUACUACGAUUUAUCUCAAUUGUUAGGUGAAUGGUUUAAUUUUAAAAAAUUUUAAUGUUAGAGUUUCUUUUAGUUUUUGUAAAAUUACGCAGAGAAUAUCUUAAUUAUAGUAUGCCAAAAGGGAAACCAAUAUCUAAUUUAUGAGAGGGAUCUUAGAUUCCUACCUCCUCCAACCUAUAUUUAAGAUAGCAAUAAUUAAUAAUUCGAUCGUAAUCUUAGCGAAGUUUACUAAUGUAAUUUGGGAUUGUCACUUCAUUAAUCUAGUUUCUCUAAUAGUUGGUUGGGAAAAGCUGGAGAUUCUUAGCUCAGAUAAAAGUCUCUUCAACUUAUUGAAGAUUCUCAUUAGGAAAUUAAGGAGAAUUUAAAGUUUAUAGAUGAAAUUUUAGGUUUAUAGAUAUUAUAGCCAUAAGGAUAUGAAACAAAAUAAAACGAUACCUAUUCAAUCUAAGAUUGGUCAGAAAAGUCAAUGAAUCGUUUUGAAAUGUUUAGUUCUAUUAACUAUGGGUAAAGUGAAAUACCAGCUGAUUUUGAUUUAACUAAAGAACUACAAAACCCUCUCUCUUAAAAAUAACAAAUACAAUAGCAAACUAUUCAAUAAAAUGAAAGUAAAAAAAAAUGA